CCUCAUCUCAAUGUGCAUCCGCGAAACUGCAUCCAUGCCCCGAUGAGCCCGCGUCAGCUUUGCACUUAGAGGAGAUGGGCGAGCAGUUCCGCUGGAGUCCCAAUGAGGAGGAGAUGGGCCAAAUGCUGCUCCAGGGCGCAUUGGCAUACCUGGAAGUUGGUGAUCGAAUCGGGUGCGCAGGCGGUCUUCAUGGAGGACCAGGUGACUCUGGAGCACUUGAUCAAACAGAAGGCGAACCUGGAGUCCAAGGACGAAACAGGCGCCACUCCCUUGCACAUUGCGGUUACUCGCAACAUGCCACAGACGGUGUCGUGGCUCCUACGGCACAGGGCGAACUGUGCCGCCAAGGACGGGGACGGCUACCACGCCCUGACCUGGGCCUGCAUCAAGGGCCACCUGCAGGUGGUCAAGAUUCUGCUCGAGGCCAACGCCAGCAUCGAGGAAGCUGCCAGCUCCAAUGGGAAGACACCGCUCUCCUUGGCAGCGGAGCGGGGGCACAUGGAGGUGGUGGAGCUGCUGUUGGCCAAGCAGGCCAGGGUCGACCAGACCAACGCCGACGGCAGCACUCCGCUGCAUGCGGCGGCCCAUCAGUGCGAGGUGGAGAUUGUCGCGUUCCUCCUCGCCAGGAAGUCCAUGGUGAACGCUGCGGACGGCGAGGGCUGGACGCCUCUAAUGUAUGCAACGAACUCGCCCGCCGCAGUGUCGGAUGGCCCCCGCCCGGAACUGGGCGAGCGGAAGGUGCAGGUGGAUGGUGUGAUUGGCAGGAAAUCCACGUUGGAGCUGCUGCUACUCCACAAAGCUGAUGUGAAUGCACAGUCCAUUGACGGGCUCAGCCCGCUCAUCAUCGUGUCGGCUCAUGAUCGGCCCCACGCUGCGAAGCAGCUGCUGGAAGCCAAAGCGCAGGUCAACAUGACUGGCGCGAAGGGCCAGACGGCGAUGCUUAUGGCGGCCUCCAACGACUUCCCCACGGUGGCCAAGACCUUGGUGUUGGGCAACGCGGAUGUGAACCAGGCCAACUUGAAGGGUGAAAGUCCCCUCUCGGUGUCGGAGCAGUUGGGCUUCAAAGACGUGGCCGAUCUGCUGAGAAACGCUGGGGCGCAACCUCCCAAGGGUGCGAAGAAAAAGAAGGGCCGGAAGUAGAUCGCGAGGCCAAGCUGUGUGGGCCAGCACCUUCCGAACGUGAAGGCAUGUUGGAGCUAGAGACAAGCCGGCGAGAUAUCGCGGG
Messenger RNA from Effrenium voratum, 1225 nucleotides. The record is from the annotation of a GenBank genome assembly. Lineage: Eukaryota; Dinophyceae; Suessiales; Symbiodiniaceae.